AGGGAGGCAGGGAGAGGGGGGGAAGCUGAGACCCGCUGCCGAUCCGGCCGCCGGAGCCGCUGUCAUGCGGCGGCCCCUGCCCGGGCAGCCAGCGGGAGCUGCCGGGCACGCCCGGGGCUACGGAAAGGCUACGAGCGAGUUUCUGCAAAGUUUGACCUGGUUGCCUUUUUGAUGCUGCAGCAGCCACCGGAGCGGGAACCCCCCCGGCACCCCUUUUGCUCCACCGGAGAGGCUGAGACCCGGGGGCCGGCGCCGUCCCCGUGUGCAUGAAUGUAUUGCGAGAGAGGAAGCUUGCGGCAGCCGGGAGGCGGAGGCACCGACCCUGCUCCUCUCACCUCCCCGGGCAUCUAGCAAAGAGGAGAAGGAGGAAAAAAAAAAGGCGAGAGAAGGAGCCUCCCCCCCGCACCCCCCCCCGCCGCACCUCGCCCCCGCGCAGCGCAGGGAGCCCGGCGCGGUGCGCGGCGGCGCGGCCGGUGUUCGGCGCUGCUCCCGCCGCCGCGGGAUGCUGCUGUGACCCCCCGCGGGGCCCACGCGUGUGCGGAGCAGCUCCGCACACCGCCCAUGAGCCCCGCGGGUUGAGCCACAGCCGGCUCGCCCGGGAGCGGCGGCAGCAGCGGCAGCGAGAGGAGGAGGAGGAGGAAGGUCGGACACCCCUGCGGAGACCCGCUCGCCGAGGAGGAGGAAGGGGAGCCGCGGGGCCGGCGCCCCCCGGGCCGGUGCGUGGCGGCGGGAUGGCACGGGCGGCGGUUCCGCGGCGCUGAGCGGGCGCGGAGCGGCGCGGCGCCGGGCGGCCGCGGGGGAGGUUCGUCGCCGCCGCCUCCUGCCCCGCUGCGCAGCCCCCGGAGCCCGCCUGCGCGACCAGGACCGCCGGGUUAUUCUUUAUGGUUUCGGCUAUUUCUAAGGAAAAAGAAAGAAAGAAAAAAAAUCAACUCCCAAAGCUGUGACAUCGCCGGCGGAGGAGCCUCUAUAAUCCGAGAAUUGGCUACUUUUUGCAUUUUCCACCCGUCGUUUCUUUCUGUUAUUAUUGUAAUUUUUGUGCGAAAGGAAGUUAUGAACAACUGCAAGUCAGGAAGUGGAAAUCCACACCGGUUGUGACAAGCUGGGGCUAAAAACUAUUUCAUUAUUUAUAUAGAUGUGUCUAUCAACAUUCUGCUUUUCAUCCAAAGAAUAAAGGGAAAUACCGGCUGGUCCUAUGUUUGACGGUGAAUGACAGACUGCAUCUGAGGAAAGGAAGGACUAAAUAUAUCAGCUAAGAACACCACCGUUAUUUAUUGAACUCAAGAGACAUUUUUUUUAACCCAAAGACUGUUUGAGGGAGAGAGUUAAUGGGUCAUUAAAAGGGGAAAAAAACAUUUAAAGACCCCUUUGCUUCUGAAGUGCAGCUAACCUCAAAAUAGGAGCAGUGCUUGUAAGACAGAUACUCAAAUUAAGGCUUUACGUGAUAAAUUUUCUAUCCUAUGGAUAUCAGUUUUGAGAUUACAAACCAAGAAGAUCUGUAAUUGAUCUAGCACUAGAUAAUUUCAAUGCCUAAUAUUCCCCAGGAUUGCUGGAGUACCCUCGGAGCUGCGUCAGGCUGUACUCGGGUUAUGCCAUGGGCUGUAUUCAGAGCAUUAGCUGCAAAUCCAAAGUUUUCCGGGAAAGUAUUUCAGUGAUUGAAGUCAAAGCCUCCAUCGAUCCCAUUCCCACCAGCAUCGACGAGUCCUCCAGCGUGGUCCUGCGCUACCGGACCCCUCACUUCCGAGCUUCUGCACAAGUCCUGGUGCCCCCUAUUCCCAAGAAGGAGACCUGGAUCGUGGGCUGGAUCCAGGCUUGCAGCCACAUGGAAUUUUACAAUCACUACGGGGAACAGGGAAUGUCAAGUUGGGAGCUUCCAGAUCUACUGGACGGUAAAAUCCAGGCCAUCAGUGACUCAGACGGAGUGAACUACCCCUGGUAUGGAAACACGACAGAAACCUACACCAUCGUGGGGCCCACCAAGAAGGAGUCCAAGUUCAACAUCAGCAUGAACGACAACUUCUACCCCAGCGUGACGUGGGCGGUGCCCGUCAGCGAGAGCAACGUGGCCAAACUGACGAGCAUCCACCGGGAUCAAAGCUUCACCACCUGGCUGGUGGCCACCAACACGGCCACCAACGAAAUGGUGACCUUGCAGACUAUCAAAUGGCGCAUGAGGCUGGGCAUCGAGGUGAAUCCCAGCAGACCCUUGGGGCAGCGUGCCAAGCUGCAGGAACCCUCUGCUCAAGAGCAGCCCCAGGUCCUUAGCAAGAAUGAGCCAAUACCACCUAGUGCCCUUGUCAAACCCAAUGCCAAUGAUGCUCAGGUACUCAUGUGGAGGCCAAAGGAUGGACCACCACUUGUGGUGAUACCUCCGAAACACCGAUAAUACAAACCUGACAUCCCGGCACCAAAACGGAGGGGAAAAAAGAAAAAAAUAAAGGCAAAACAAUCACUUAGGUAUUAGAACACACAUGUAUAAUGAGCAAAAUAAAAAUGCACUUUUUAUUCAUUCAACAAAUGCAACCAUUCUACCUUCUCCCAUUGGGACGGAUUUCACUGUGCUAAAGCUAAAGAGGAGACCUGUGACGGGGUCUGUCUCAUCACUGGAUUCCUAAGGGAAGAAUCUGACACUGAUGUCUACCCGUAUAGCUUUUUAUUUUUCUUCCCUAUCUUAGUUACUGUUUGAACUCAGUCUCAUUAGCUUGUCCAGACUGCCCAGAACAAUAAGAACAUUUUAUUUGGGAUUUUAAGGUUAUUUUUUUUUCUUUUCGAUUGAGAACAAAAGUUCCCAGAGCAAGAAGUUGACUAUUUAAGAUAAGGAUUUUUUUUUUAAGCUCUAAGGUUCUGAGUUGCAAAUCCAAGUCAUGCGGCCUUAUGUAGACUUUGCUUUGCAUUGCCAAACUUUUGCCUUAAAGCUAUGUUUGAAAAACAACAAAACCACCACCAGGCAGAAUGGCCUUUCUACAGAAUUUUUUGGGAGAAAGUUUUGGAACAAGGAGUAGAUUUCCGAUGUGCCACAGGCUGAUGGAUGAAAAGGGCAUGAGAUUGGAAGAAGCGUGAUAAAAAGAGAAAACGAAUCUUCCCAGUUUUAAAACCUGGAACAAGGAAGCAUGGAAAUAAUCUCAGUUUCAAAGCAAUGCAAAUAACCAACCUGCUGUGGGGUAUCUGUGGAGUGGGAGCUACGAGGCUUCUCCCCACUUUGCAGAAGGGGCAGCAGGGACGUGGGUAUCCGCCUCCUGAUAGCAUCACAAAUUGGGAUCAUCUCACAGCUGGAAUUGUGGCCCCGGGAGCCAACAUAAAUCGAGAAGGGGGGAUGUCCCACUGUGUUUGUCUUUAGGACACACGGAUGGUUUUGCCCAGCUAGUUCACGGUCUCACCUUCUCGUGGCGUAAAAGCCAACGGCUCGUGCACCAGCUGUUGUUGGGUGAAGACCUGUUGUCCUGUUUUCCCACAAUAUCCAAAUGACGGUGCUGUAAGAAAAGAGCAGGUUAUAAAAAAGGAUCCUUCUGAAGUCAUUGGAGAUGCAGGGGUGUAAGCAAGGGCAGAUCUUAUCUACCAAGUCUACCCAGCAAUAUCCAUAAUUCAGGAACAGCCACGUCUGGAAAUAACAGGCAGCCCUUCCUAGCAAACGGUGGGAGCAAGCUAUGAAAAACUCUUCUUCCCGUGAUAACAAACCACAUCGGGGUUAGUCAAUAACUUUCUUCCAAAUGACCUCACGAUCUACACGACUGUCAGGAGCGGGGCACAGACAGGACCUCGCAUUGCCAUGCACAGGGAAGGCGCGAGCAGGGAGCACCCCAGCCUGGGGUGUAGAUCCCCGGGUAAAUAAGGUGCAUUUGGAGCAGGAGGUGGAACCUGUAGGUUUUCAUGAAGACCAGACAGAUUCAGAGACAAGCAGAUGCACUUCUGCAGGGGAAGGGGGCUUGAAGGAGCUGGGUUUGCAGGCAGAGGAGGUUCUGCAGAGGUGGCAUCUGGAGCACAGGGUACUGGACAGAGGAUCUGCUCUCUUGCUCCAGCACACAGCCUGGGGCAGAUCGCUUCCCUCUCUCCUUCCCCUAGAAAAUAUUUCUUCCUCUUAUUAACAAUUUGCCUCGAGAGCUGGGACUGAGGAGAGCUCAGUGUGCCAGAUACAAGCCUGGCCCUGCUGAGCUGGUCUGAACAGGUCUCACAACCCCACACACGCUGCUCUAAAGGCUCUCCCCUCGGAGAGGCACCACUUCGCUGCUAUUGUCACCUUCAACUUCCACACAGGACGUUACCAGCGAGAAAUGCUCCCUCCUCCUCUCUCCAAAGCCACACACACCAUCUACUUCGGCAACAGGUUGAACAUCACCACCUGGCUGGGGAAAGCACGCCCAGAAGAUGUGUCCCCCACCGUGACAGUCUCAAACCAGCAAACGAGGAUCCUGUGUCCCUGCAGACCCCGUGUCAGGGGAGCUGCCCUCCUCACGCACCGGUUUUCAGAGAUGCUCGGCCACAGAGCUGCUCUCUCCAGCGGGCAGAUGUCCAAGGUAGGAAGCCCAGCAUUACAAGCAGCUUGCAAACAAAUGGACUGGAUCAAACCCAAAUCCACAAGCCAAAGGUUGCCUAAAUCUAGGCUUUGGGACUACAAAGGAUGAAGCUAGGGAGACUUUGACUUGCACAGUCACUCUGUAUUAAACUCCAUUUUCUUACAUGGAUUCAAAUCCUAACUAUAGCUCUACUGGCACAGCCAUUUGGGACUUGUCUGUAUUUUCUCCUAGGCAAUACAUGCAGAAGAGGACAAAAUGUGAGCUGUGGGUGAAUAGCUGGUAACAUUUGGAUGCAUCUUGGCUGCCGCUUAGAUGCACUUCUGGGUGGUGCUGUGGAUGGGAGCAGAAGGGGUGUUUAUGUCUGGUAUUCACUUUGUCUCCAGGUGCUGAGUACUUACAGUUCUCACUGAUGUCAGCAUGGGUCGAAGAAAUCGGACCCAGUUGUCUUAAUUAGCUGCACGAAGGAAUUCCAAGGCAAGAUUUCUUCUCAGUCACCAAAAACCACAUUCAGGGAACACCUACGUCCUUUUCCACUUAGCUUUGUGUUGGACUUAGUCUCCCCGUACAUUAAGUAAAUCUGGUUCCUCCUAGUUCUUCUACCUGGUGGACUGGAUGCAUCCAUGCAAUUUGAUAGUAACCUCCUGGCUAAUUUGUCCUGUUGCACUGAAUAGACCCAGCUGAGCACUAAAUUCGAAUUUCACAUUGGGGUCGGCUUUGCAUGGACUUCUCCCUUCCCAAAGAAUGCCUUUCUCCCGUGCCUAGGUUGAAACGUGUCCCUCCACCUCCAUUCGCAUCACCAGACACAGCAUAGGAAAGUGAUGCUGCCUCUUUGGAGAUCUCAUGCGUUGUGAUUAAAAGUGAUGUUUGUUUUUCUUUCCAAUGCUGCUUUGCUACAAAACUAACGGGGACAGAUUGAAUAUAAAAGGGACAGGUGCUAUAGACAUUGCUGGUUAAGAGCCAUGUGGUUAGAAUGGGGAUUGACAGGGUCCCAAAGGGGGCUUAAAUGUCUGGGGCCCUGGGGCAUCCUGCACUGAGUAAGGUGGUCAACGAGCAGAGGUAAAUAAAAAGCAUUUUGCAGAACCAGGAAUGCACAAAGGAUACGCUGGGAAGGUGAUGGGGCACCAACACAGGAUCCUGUGAGCUUGUCUCUGCCUCACCCCUCCCGUCAGUGAUGCUUUAAGGCCCCAAAUCACCCCAGGAGCUGAGAGUGUAGCCUGAGCAUCCCUGUCCAAAUCCCAUAGUGGUCCAGGGCUCGUUUCCUACCCUUGACACUGGGAUGAGUGUGGCAGGAGAGUGAUGGUCCCGCACAGAGUCAACGAAGAUCUUGAGCAGCGUUGGGAGGGGUGGACCCGUGGAGAACAAGGCUGGGUUUGGGCAGGGGGGUCGGGCAGGGGCUGCCGAGCUUCGGUGCUGCUCUCCCUCCUGCCCCGGCUCCUGGUGCAGCAAUAAGAAUUGUCCUUGGUCUUGCAGAGAUACUGUGAAAACAAACCCAAGAUGUAUUGAGUCUGGACACUUACAGAGAUGUAAAAAACCCAAACCCCUGCUUUUAUAACAGACAGAGAAAUAAAGUGAAGUUUUCAAACAGG
Messenger RNA from Columba livia (rock pigeon), 6094 nucleotides. RefSeq names its product family with sequence similarity 78 member A (gene FAM78A). The record is from RefSeq and is a predicted model, not a curated record. NCBI's taxonomy places the organism in Eukaryota, Metazoa, Chordata, Aves, Columbiformes, Columbidae. The transcript is spliced from 2 exons. Bases 1592 to 2383 code for a protein of 263 amino acids.